Messenger RNA from Sinocyclocheilus rhinocerous, 1078 nucleotides. Its product is annotated as homeobox protein Hox-B1b-like. The record is from RefSeq and is a predicted model, not a curated record. The transcript has 2 exons. Lineage: Eukaryota; Metazoa; Chordata; Actinopteri; Cypriniformes; Cyprinidae. Gene Ontology annotation, molecular function: RNA polymerase II cis-regulatory region sequence-specific DNA binding; DNA-binding transcription factor activity, RNA polymerase II-specific. The coding region runs from base 76 to 987 and encodes 303 amino acids. Gene Ontology annotation, cellular component: nucleus. Gene Ontology annotation, biological process: regulation of transcription by RNA polymerase II.
AGGUUGUAGGGGCACUGGGACCACACAUCAGCCUAUAUUGACCCUGCUUAAUCAAUUUUGCUUGGUCAGUCAACAAUGAAUUCCUACUUAGAUUAUACGAUUUAUAACCGUGGUGCUAACACUUAUAGUUCGAAGGUUGGGUGUUUUCCGAUGGAGCAAAAAUAUUCGCCAAAUGUUUGUGCAAGUAGUAAUAGUUACAUUCCCGAGGGACGGCCAGUCGGAGGAAACACUUUUACAACCGCACAGCACGAAGCUCAUGGCACAACUUACGAACUUCAUUCGCAGCAAUACCACAUCAACAUGGACAUGGGGAAAACUGGACACACCAAUUUUUGCAAGCAAACUCGACCUCCUCUCUCGGACUAUGGACAUCAACACGUUCUCACUCAAGCAGAUGACCACUUGCGUCUUCAGUCCCCUGCUUUUUCUGUCGUGAACAUGGAAACAUACAGUGAAUCUAACUGCAGGCCUGGCUCGGUUUCUGCAAACCAUUAUCAGUCAUAUCCCUAUGAAGAACAGGAACCACACGGCUAUGGUUCGUUAAGCAAGUACCAGGUCUCCCUUGACGGUGACAGCGACUCCAAGACGAACAUCAAACAAGCGCCAACGUUUGACUGGAUGAAAGUCAAGAGGAACCCUCCUAAAACAGUUAAAGUCGCCGAAUAUGGGAUCCACGGUCAGCAGAACAUAAUACGCACCAAUUUCACCACCAAGCAGCUCACCGAACUUGAGAAGGAGUUCCACUUCAACAAGUACCUGACCAGGGCGCGCAGAGUGGAAGUGGCCGCCACCCUCGAACUGAACGAAACGCAGGUUAAAAUUUGGUUUCAGAAUCGCAGAAUGAAACAGAAGAAGCGCGAGAAGGAAGGAACAGCCCCGGUAAUUAAACGUGUGACUCUUUGCUCUGCUGGUCAAAGCGCAGACAACUCAAACAGCUCAUCCCCGGGUGCUUCGCCUACCUCAGACUCUUCCACUGCUAUUCGAUGACUACUUGCCUUUGUGGCAAACGAACUUACAUUUCAACGUUGUGCUGUGGAGAACUUCUUAACUUAUUCUGCUGUCUUAGACAAAGCAUAAA